GACGUGGACAUGCAGCAAAGACACGACUCGAAUCCAAGCCCAGACCGUGCCACCGAUGCGCAUCUACUCCCAAAACUAAAUCGACAGGUCGGUGGAAAUAGUUCAACUACACGCCGUCAGAGUACUAGAUGGACUCAUUCUAUGUAUGCGUCAGAUCAUAAGGACGUUUUAGCACCAGGACAGGUGGAGGACGGCAGCUCUUCAAAAAAGACGAAGCAGCAGAUGAGAAAACGACGACGCAAGAAGAGGAGUAACUUCAAGCUUUCUCCGAGAGAACUCCAAGUUCUCGCAGACUUGAGGAAUGAGCUACAGUGCCAUGAUCGAGAGGAACCAUUUAUGAGAUAUCGAACGCGUGAUGACUACUUGAGUAGAGCAGCCAUUGGAGCCGUGCCUCCUGUAGUCCCUGG
Amoebophrya sp. A25 is the source of this 407-nucleotide messenger RNA. The record is from the annotation of a GenBank genome assembly. Lineage: Eukaryota; Dinophyceae; Syndiniales; Amoebophryaceae.